Molecule: messenger RNA, 3034 nt
Organism: Brassica napus (rape)
Lineage: Eukaryota; Viridiplantae; Streptophyta; Magnoliopsida; Brassicales; Brassicaceae
Product: lysine-specific demethylase JMJ25
Exons: 12
Coding region: 202-2838 (878 amino acids)
Biological process (GO): regulation of transcription by RNA polymerase II
Cellular component (GO): histone deacetylase complex; chromatin
Molecular function (GO): histone H3K9 demethylase activity; transcription coregulator activity; chromatin DNA binding
Source: RefSeq, a predicted model, not a curated record
UUCCGUGCCCAUCGAAUUAAAAAGGAAAAUGGAAAAAGAAAAGUGUUCUUAACUUUUUGUAUUAAGUUAAAUUGCAAAGUUUGAGAACUCUAAAAAAAUUUUCUGGGAAUUGUUUAAAUCUUAUCAGCUAAAUUCUCUCUCUAGCUGGAAUCUAGGCUUCGGUAGAGAAUCAUCGUUGCUUCCAACGCGUUCGGCGAAAAAAUGGGCAGUGUGAGUUUGGAGCAUUACAGUCUUCUGAUGGAGAAAUCUCUAACUUAUUCUUGGUGGACCAAGAAGAAGAGAAGUUUUAGAUUGUUCAAGUCCAAAGGUUCUACCAGUAGGAGGGGAGAUGAUGAGGCCUGGACGAGCUCCAAGCCUGCGAUAUCGAGAGUCUAUUGUAGGAAAAGGAAGCAUUCCGUAGACGAUCACGAUUUGGCGCUUGAAACCAACGACAAAAGAAGCAGCAAAGAUGUGAAACGCUCUGAUGAUGAUAUCAUGCUAAGUGAUUGGAUUACUAGGCGGAGGAACACCGUGGAAAAUAGGGAAGAAGAAGUUGAUGCUAAAUCUGAAGAUGAGGAUGAUUGCACAAUAUUAGAGAAUCAGAGUUCUAGAAAAAAGUUCUACAGACGCCAGGUAGAACUUGAAGAAGACCUGGAAUGGGAAAAAGAAGUUAACCUGAUUUCUAAGAUGAAGGAGGCAUCAUCCCGACGAAGAAGGAAAGCUUCCAACAUUCCUGAAAAUGACACAGAGUGUAAGGAACGCAAUCCAAUUUGCCACCAGUGCUUGAAAGGGGCAAGGGUAACUCUUCUCAGAUGCAGUGAAUGUGAAGACACCAUGUACUGUCUUCAAUGUACAAGGAAAUGGUAUCCAGAGUUACCUGAGGAUGAUGUCGUUGACAAAUGCCCUUCCUGCCGCAAAAACUGUAACUGCAGCAGAUGCUUGCAUUUGAAUGGUUUAAUCAAGACAUCGAACAAGGAACUCUCAAUUUCUGAAAGACGCCAUCAUCUCCAAUACUUGAUUUCACUGAUGCUUCCAUUUCUGAAAACAAUAUCUGAAUCCCAGAGUGAAGAGAUUGAAAUUGAGGCAAAAGUUCAAGGAAUACUGCCAUCUGAAGUUGAUGUAAAUAGGGCAGUAAGCUACUGUGAUGAACGUGUAUACUGUGAUCAUUGCGCAACUUCAAUCGUUGACUUGCACCGGAGCUGCCCAAAGUGCUCUUACGAGCUUUGUCUGAAAUGCUGCCAAGAGAUUCGCCAAGGAUCGAUCUCUGAACGCCCUGAAAUAAAGUUACACUAUGUUGACAAAGGAUACAAGUAUAUGCAUGGUCUAGAAAUGGAGCCGAGCUCCUCUUCUGUAUCUGAGGAGGACGAAGAAGCUAAACCAUCCCCCCAGUGGAAUGCUGGCGCCAACGGAAGCAUCACUUGUGCACCAAAAGCACUAGGUGGUUGCGGUGAAUGUACGUUGAAGCUUCAGCGAAUCUUACCGCGGAUGCGGAUGUCAGACUUGGAACAAAAGGCUGAGACUCUCUUGGCAUCGUACAUUAUAAGCCUCCCUAGAGAAUUGAACUGUAAGUGCUCUGCCUUGGAGACAGAUAUGAGAAGGAAAGCAGCUUCGAGGAUGAGAUCAAGCGACAACUACUUGUUCUGCCCUGAUUCAAUUGAUGUCUUGAAGGAAGAAGUGCUUCUGCAUUUCCAAGAGCAUUGGGCAAAAGGUGAACCGGUAAUCGCCAGGAACGUUCUUGAUAGCACACCUGGUUUAAGCUGGGAGCCGAUGGUUAUGUGGCGAGCUUUAUGCGAUUCAUCAACAUCAAGUUCUAAGAUCAUGUCUCACGUCAAAGCAAUUGAUUGUUUAUCUCAGUGUGAGGUGGAUGUGAACACUCGUGACUUCUUUGAAGGUUACAGCAAGGGAAGAACAUAUGAAAACUUCUGGCCUGAGAUGUUGAAGCUAAAGGACUGGCCUCCUUCCGAUAAAUUUGAAGAUCUUUUACCUCGCCACUGUGACGAGUUCAUAUCCGCAUUACCUUUCCAAGAAUAUAGCGACCCUAGAACUGGGAUUCUGAACAUUGCAGCAAAGCUUCCUGAAGCACUCAUCAAACCGGACCUGGGUCCUAAGACUUACAUUGCCUAUGGGAUUCCGGACGAGCUCGGUAGAGGCGAUUCCGUGACCAAGCUUCACUGUGAUAUGUCUGAUGCGGUUAAUAUACUGACGCAUACGGCUGAGAUAACGUUAAGUCAAGAACAGAUAUCUGCAGUUAAAGAUAUAAAGCAGAAACACAAGGAACAGAACAAGUUCGAAGAACGUGGCUAUGGUGUUGCAUGUAGCCAAGAGGAAGAAGAAAUGAACAUGACAGAGAUUCUAAGCCAUGAAAAGGAUGAAACGGGAAGUGCUCUUUGGGACAUAUUUAGGAGAGAAGAUGUUCCCAAGUUGGAAGAGUAUCUGAGAAAACAUUUUAAAGAGUUUAGGCACGCUUAUUGUUGCCCAGUCACAAAGGUUUAUCAUCCGAUACAUGACCAAUCAUGCUAUUUAACCGUUGAGCAUAAAAGAAAACUCAAGGCGGAGUUCGGUAUAUGGAUCGAACCAUGGACGUUUGUGCAAAAGCUAGGAGAAGCCGUGUUUAUUCCUGCCGGCUGUCCUCAUCAAGUUCGGAAUCUGAAGUCGUGCACAAAAGUGGCAGUAGACUUUGUAUCACCAGAGAACAUUAAAGAGUGUCUGCGUCUGACAGAGGAGUUUCGCCAACUUCCGAAGAACCAUAAGGCCAGAGAGGACAAACUUGAGAUAAAGAAGAUGGUGAUCUAUGCGAUCGAGCAAGCUCUCAUAGAACUUGAGACGUUACCAGAAGAGUCCAAACCAAUGGCCCAAUAGUUGAAGGCAGCUUUUGUGUGACAUCUACAAAGAGAUAUUUUGUUGUGCCUUCAAUGUGUAGGAUUCUCGGGUCCCGUAUACAUAUUAGAAAGAAAGAAAUACUUUCAUGGAAAUGUCAACAUAAGUCACCUUUGGAUUUUUCGUCUUCGUUUUCAUGAACUUCAUUGGAUUUUCUAAUCAGAUAAGCACAUUGACA